Gossypium arboreum is the source of this 565-nucleotide messenger RNA. RefSeq names its product flowering-promoting factor 1-like protein 3. The coding region runs from base 43 to 381 and encodes 112 amino acids. Gene Ontology annotation, biological process: regulation of flower development. NCBI's taxonomy places the organism in Eukaryota, Viridiplantae, Streptophyta, Magnoliopsida, Malvales, Malvaceae. The transcript has a single exon. The record is from RefSeq and is a predicted model, not a curated record.
ACCUUUUCUAUAGCUAUAUCCUCCCCCCUUUUCGAUAAACCAAUGUCCGGCGUUUGGGUUUUCAAGAACGGCGUUGUUCGUCUCGUCGAAAACCCUGGGGUUGACUCAUUUGAUGGAAGCCGUCAGGGUUCCAAUACUCGUCGCAAAUUGCUUAUCCACACUCCAUCUAACGAAGCAAUCACUUCUUACGCGGUUCUCGAGCAUAAGCUAUCAAUUCUGGGGUGGGAAAGAUACUACGAUGACCCAGACCUUCUUCAAUUCCACAAACGAUCCACUGUUCAUCUGAUCUCGCUUCCGAAAGAUUUCAGCAAGUUCAAAUCCAUGCACAUGUUUGACAUCGUCGUCAAGAACCGUAACAUGUUUGAAGUUAGGGAUGUUUAGUUCCAAUAUUCAGUCUUUCGUCAUCUUUUCUUCUUCUUUCCUUUGUGUAAUUAGGGUUAAAAACAAAACUAAUUGCUAAGUAUUUAAAUUUUUGGUCGCAGAUACAUUUUCAAUGGUUAUACUGUAUAUCUGGAUCAAUUGUAGUAAAGAGUUGGUAUUUAAUAUACUACGUAAUUAUCUUAAA